CUCUCUCAGUCUGUCUGUGAUAAACGCUGCACGGACUCUGAGGAAUACUUCACUCCACAGAAUGGGUUGUUUGCUGUGAUUUGUUUUUGGCUGAAGGAUUUAAGAGAGGCUCUUCUAGGGUUAAAGAGAAACAGAAGGAUACACGUUGACAAAAGACGAAAGUGACGAGAGAAAACUAGUAAUAAAAGCCAGAAGAUGGACCUGAAGCUGCUUUUCAUGUCGACAUUAUUCGGGAUCAUUAGUUGCAGCAGCGCACAGCAUGAGGGCAACGAGUGCAUCAAAGCCAACGCUUUAUCCUGUGGCGAGUGCAUACAAGUGGGGGCUAAAUGUGGAUGGUGCACUGAUACAGAGUUUCUGAAGCAGGGAGAGCCGACGUCUGCGCGCUGUGAUGAGCUGGAGUCGCUCAGGAAGAGAGGCUGCGACGCCGGGAUCCAGGAUCCUCGCGGGAGCCUAAAGAUCCUCAAGAACAAAGCAGUGACCAACCGCAAGAAAGGAGCAGAGAAACUCCGACCCGAGGACAUCACACAGAUCCAGCCUCAGAAACUCAGCCUCAACCUCAGAUCUGGGGAACCUCAGAAUAUCAGACUGAGGUUCAAGAGGGCUGAAGACUAUCCCAUAGACCUGUACUAUCUGAUGGACCUGUCCUACUCCAUGAAGGAUGACCUGGAGAACGUCAAGAACCUAGGGACGAGUCUGAUGAAGGAAAUGUCCAAGAUCACCUCAGAUUUCAGAAUAGGUUUCGGCUCUUUUGUGGAGAAGACGGUGAUGCCGUACAUCAGCACGACUCCAGCCAAGCUCCUGAACCCCUGCACAGGGGACCAAAACUGCACCAGUCCCUUCAGCUACAAGAACGUGCUGAAACUGACCAGCAACGGGGCGCAGUUCAACAGUCUGGUGGGAAAACAGCAGAUAUCUGGCAACCUGGACUCCCCUGAGGGGGGGUUCGAUGCCAUCAUGCAGGUGGCCGUCUGCAGAGAGCACAUCGGCUGGAGAAACGUCACUCGUUUGUUGGUGUUCUCCACAGACGCAGGUUUCCAUUUUGCCGGCGAUGGCAAACUGGGUGGAAUCGUGCUUCCCAAUGAUGGGAAAUGUCACUUAGAGAACAACAUGUACACCAUGAGCCAUUAUUACGAUUACCCCUCCAUCGCCCACCUGGUUCAGAAACUGAGUGAAAACAACAUCCAGACCAUCUUUGCCGUUACAGAGGAGUUCCAGCCGGUUUACAAAGAACUUAAAAACCUGAUCCCAAAGUCUGCGGUCGGGACGCUUUCAGCCAACUCCAGCAAUGUGAUCAAUCUCAUCAUCGAUGCCUACAAUUCUCUUUCCUCCGAGGUGAUCCUGGAGAACAGUAAGCUUCCUGAAGGAGUGAGCAUCAGCUAUCAGUCUCGCUGUAAGAACGGAGUGGUGAACGAGGGAGAGAGCGGAAGGAAGUGCUCUAACAUCUCCAUCGGAGACGAGGUCUCAUUCAACAUUAACAUCACGGCUCAAGGCUGUCCCAAACAAGGCAAACCUGAGAGCAUUAAGAUCAAGCCCCUGGGCUUCACUGAAGAGGUGGAGAUCAUGCUCAACUUCAUCUGCGAGUGUGAAUGUCACAAACACGGCAUCAGGAACAGUGAGAUGUGUCAUAACGGCAACGGGACGUUUGAGUGUGGAGCCUGCAGGUGUAAUAAGGGACGUGUGGGCAGGCAGUGUGAAUGUCGAAAAGACGAGGUGUCCACCGAAGACCUGGACAAGAACUGCCGCAAGGACAACGGCACGGACAUCUGCAGCAAUAACGGCGAGUGUGUGUGUGGCACCUGCGAGUGCAAGAAGAGAGACAAUCCUGAAGAGCGCUACAGCGGAAAAUUCUGCGAGUGCGACAACUUCAACUGCGACCGCUCCAAUAAUAAACUCUGCGGAGGACACGGCCGCUGUGAGUGCAGGGUGUGUGUCUGUGAUGCUAACUACACGGGGAGCGCGUGUGACUGCUCUCUGGACACCUCCACCUGCUUAGCCUCCAACAAGCAGAUCUGUAACGGCCGGGGGGACUGUAAAUGUGGGACCUGCAUAUGCACCGACCCCAAAUUCCAGGGUCCCACCUGUGAGAUCUGCCCCACCUGCCCCGGCGUCUGCACUGAGCACAAGGAGUGUGUGCAGUGCCGAGCGUUUGGCACAGGAGAGAAGAAAGACACUUGUGAGAGAGACUGCAGCUACUUUAACCUGAUCAAGGUGAAGGACAGAGAGAAGCUCCCUCAGCCGGUGCAGGCCUUCCCCCUCAUGCACUGCAAGGAGAGAGACGCCAACGACUGCUGGUUCUACUACACCUACGCCGUCAGCAACACCGAGAGGGAGGUGCAUGUGGUGGAGACGUUAGAGUGCCCGGUGGCUCCUGACAUCAUUCCCAUCGUAGCGGGCGUGGUCACAGGCAUCGUUCUGAUUGGUCUAGCUCUGCUGCUGAUCUGGAAGCUGCUCAUGAUCAUUCACGACCGCCGCGAGUUCGCCAAGUUUGAGAAGGAGAAGAUGAACGCCAAGUGGGACACGACAGACAAUCCAAUUUACAAGAGCCCUAUUAAUAAAUUCCAGAACCCAAAAUAUGGACAUAAAGCUGUGCCUCUAUAAGGAGAGAACCCCAUCUACAAGAGCGCCGUCACAACCGUGAUCAACCCAAAAUAUGAAGGCAAAUAAUGGACAUGGCUAUCACACACACGAAUGUUUGGAAAGGGAUAGGUUUGCAGAUACCCUCAAUUUUCCUUUAAAUCUCAUCGUAUGUCAUUCUUUCAGUAGUAGUGUUUUAUGACGGGCCGGCUGCCGCUUGUCCCUUGCAAACGUGUACAGUUUGUAUAGUCUUCAGUUUGUCUUCUUUUAAACCCUGUGUACGUCACACAUUCUCUCUUUUCAAACAGAACAGACAUUUGUGCCUUGAGUCAGGUGUUUCACUCUAAGUGAUGGUGAAAAGGCAUCCUUGAAUCCCACCCAAAAAUGGCAAAAACUCAUCAAAUGUCAUUUAUAAUCAUCAUAUGAAUUUUUGUUUAUAUCAUCUCAGACUUCUUCAUCAAUCAUGUUGGCAUAAGGAAUUAUCUGAGCAGUGAAUAUGCAAUAUUUCAUUUUAUCUAUACUAAGUUUGGUUUGAUAUGCUAAUAAUCAAUGCAUAUUUGUUUACUGUCGCACACAUCCAAAACAUCUUCUUUAGCAUUUGCUACUCAUUUCCCACUUGAUGUUGCUCUUAGAGAAUCAUUAUGGCACGUGUCUCGUGUUCAGCUGAAAAGGUCUGUGUAUUUUAUAUAUUAUGAAGGAUUAUUUGCUGAAUUAUUAUGAGGCUCUUGAUGAGUAUGAGUGUUUUCUGGUGAUGUCCUGUAGAAAGCCAAAUGUCCUUAAACUGCUCAUUAGAAAUGAGCCCAAUUAUGGAUACCUACAGAUUUCAGCUAGCAUAUUUCAAACUAAAAAAAUGUAAUAUGGAAGUUGUAAUAUUUGAACAGUUGCGUAUUUAAAGUCAAAGAUGAAGCUCUAUGUUGUUAAGACAAAUUAUCUGGAGAAAAUGAAGAAAUAGUGUAGUUUUGUGUUCAAAUGUUGAUAUCAUAUGCUCUAAGGUACAACGACCUUUUAUUUAGUAAUGAUUUUAAGGGAACGUAAUCGGCAGAUGCAGUCAUUUGUAAAUGUUUGACACAAUAAUAAAUAUGAAGCUGAAGGAUGCGAGCUCUUUUAAGUGCCUUUUUCAGGUUUUCUCAGUA
Carassius auratus (goldfish) is the source of this 3707-nucleotide messenger RNA. Its product is annotated as integrin beta-1-like. The record is from RefSeq and is a predicted model, not a curated record. Bases 196 to 2598 code for a protein of 800 amino acids. Lineage: Eukaryota; Metazoa; Chordata; Actinopteri; Cypriniformes; Cyprinidae. Gene Ontology annotation, biological process: cell-matrix adhesion; cell adhesion mediated by integrin; integrin-mediated signaling pathway. Gene Ontology annotation, molecular function: protein kinase binding; integrin binding; C-X3-C chemokine binding. The transcript is spliced from 17 exons. Gene Ontology annotation, cellular component: synapse; integrin complex; cell surface.